CACCUUGGAGUGUUAGGAUGAUCUGCAAAAGUUACCAGCCGAGUCUGUUGGCUCUUCUCUCUCCCUUAAAGGGUUUGGGGACCAGGGAAGAACCCCAUGUGGCGUUUGGCUCUCUCCUCCUCCCAUUCGCCCCAGUCCCUCAUCGUUUGAGUCAGACGCUGGGGCCAAAAGUCUGGGAAAGCCGUAAGUCUGGCUGCCUGUUUAGCGUGUAGUAGUGAGUACUCGGUUUCCGGAGGUAUUUAAGCAAAGACUGGAGUUUGGCGGUGGUGGAGUAUAAGCCUUCCUAAACGGAGUAAUGUAGUAGACAACCCCUUUUAAAAGACCCUUCUAUCCGUGAAGAGUAUGAUGUAGAGUUUGGUCGGAGAACAUCAACCUCCAGCAACAACCCCGCCGGCACUUCCUACUCAAAACUAAAAUACAGGAGAGAGUGGGUCAGUUUUCAGUAUCCGUGGCGUGACAGUCACUGAGGUAGAUCUGCAGAAGCUUCGCCCUAAUCACGCAGGGCGUGUCGGUACUUCCUCGUUGUCACGCCCUUGGUCUGCAUCCUCUAGGGCUCUUUGAGUACACGCCUCCUCGGAUGCAAAAACCUUUUCAGUUUCUAAUGAAGGCAGUUCCUCAUCAGCUACUCAGAACCAAGAAAAAUUUGCCAGAUCAAUCUCUGUAGAAACCCUUAUCUGGGCCUGGAAAUCCCGGGAGCAAGUGUCAAUUUGUCACUCCUUAAGGACAUGAAAGUCCCAGAAACUUGAUGGUGGUGAAGUGCUGGCGGUUAUUUAGAAAGACUGACAAUCUAAAAGAUCGCUUGGGGCCUUGGCCUGAGAUCUGGGAGCCUGUGAAGUGACUGGGAAGCCAUGGACGCAGCUGAGAAAGAGGAAAUCAGCGUUGAAGAUGAAGCUGUGGAUAAAAACAUUUUCAAAGACUGCAGCAAGAUUGCUUUCUACAGGCGUCAGAAACAGCGGCUCUCCAAGAAGUCUACCUAUUGGGCAUUACUAGACUCAGUCACAGAAGGCAAAGAGAGCACCAGGUUCCAAAUCAUCAAUGAAGCAGCUAAGGUUCCUCUCCUGGCUGAAGUUUAUGGUAUAGAGGGAAAUAUUUUCAGGCUUAAAAUCAAUGAAGAAACACCCUUGAAACCCAGGUAUGAAGUUCCUGAUGUCCUCACAAGCAAGCCAAGCACUGUAAGGCUGAUUUCAUGCUCAGGGGAUACAGGCAGUCUUGUAUUGGCAAAUGGAAAAGGAGAUCUGAAGUGUCACAUCACAGCAAACCCAUUCAAGAUAGACUUGGUAUCUGAAGAAGAGGUUGUGAUGAGCAUAAACUCCCUGGGCCAAUUGUACUUUGAGCAGCUGCAGAUUCCUCCCAAGCAAAGCAGAGCCACCAAGGAAAAUGAGGAGGAUACAUCAGAUGAUACCACUCAGGAAAAUCAAGAGGAACUGGGCCUGUGGGAGGAGAAAUUCAGAAAUUUUGUGGAUGUCAAAGAUAAUGGUCCUGCCUCCAUUGGUUUGGAUUUCUCCUUGCAUGGGUUUGAGCAUGUCUAUGGGAUCCCGCAACAUGCAGAAUCACACCAACUUAAAAAUACAAGUGAUGGAGAUGCUUACCGUCUUUAUAACCUAGAUGUCUAUGGAUAUAAAAUACAUGACAAAAUGGGCAUUUAUGGUUCAGUGCCUUAUCUCCUGGCCCACAAACUGGGCAGGACUCUAGGCAUUUUUUGGCUAAAUGCCUCAGAAACACUAGUGGAGAUCAAUACAGAGCCUGCUGUAAAGGAUGCAUUGACCCAGACGGGCCCAGUUGCUGUUAGACAAAAGGUCAGAUCUCAAACUGAUGUGCACUGGAUGUCAGAGAGUGGAAUCAUUGAUGUUUUUUUGCUGACAGGACCUACACCUUCUGACGUCUUCAAGCAGUACUCAUACCUUACAGGCACACAAGCCAUGCCCCCUCUCUUCUCCUUGGGGUACCAUCAGUGCCGCUGGAACUACGAAGAUGAGCGUGAUGUAAAGGCAGUGGAUGCAGGAUUUGAUGAACAUGACAUUCCUUACGAUGUCAUGUGGCUGGACAUAGAGCACACUGAAGGCAAGAGGUACUUCACCUGGGACAAGAAAAGGUUCCCAAACCCCAAAAGGAUGCAAGAGCUGCUCAGGAGCAAAAAACGUAAGCUUGUGGUCAUUAGUGACCCCCACAUCAAGAUUGAUCCCGACUACUUAGUGUAUGCUAAGGCCAAAGAACAGGGCUUCUUUGUGAGGAAUCAUGAAGGGGGAGACUUUGAAGGUGUAUGCUGGCCUGGUCUCUCCUCUUACCUGGAUUUUACCAGUCCCAAAGUCAGAGAGUGGUAUUCCAGUCUUUUUGCUUUCCCUGUUUAUCAGGGAUCUACUGACAUCCUCCACAUAUGGAACGACAUGAAUGAGCCCUCUGUCUUUAGAGGGCCAGAACUAACCAUGCAGAAGAAUGCCAUUCAUCAUGGCAACUGGGAGCACCGAGAACUUCACAACAUCUAUGGCUUUUAUCAGCAAAUGGCCACUGCAGAAGGACUGAUCCAACGAUCUAAAGGGAAGGAGAGACCCUUUGUUCUUACACGUUCUUUCUUUGCUGGAUCACAAAGAUAUGGUACUGUGUGGACAGGUGACAACACAGCAAAGUGGAGUUACCUGAAAAUUUCUAUCCCUAUGUUACUCACCCUCAGCGUGACUGGGAUCUCUUUUUGUGGAGCGGAUGUAGGCGGCUUCAUCGGGAAUCCAAAGGCAGAGCUGCUAGUGCGGUGGUACCAGGCUGGAGCCUACCAACCCUUCUUCCGUGGCCAUGCCACCAAGAACACCAAGCGACGGGAACCCUGGCUCUUUGGGGAGGAGCACACCCGGCUCAUCCAAGAAGCCAUCAGAGAGCGCUACACCCUCCUGCCCUACUGGUAUUCUCUGUUCUACUCUGCACACUUGGCUUCCCAACCCGUCAUGAGGCCUCUGUGGGUAGAGUUCCCUGAUGAAGUAGAGACUUUUGGUGUGGAAGAUGAAUACAUGCUGGGAAGCGCUUUAUUGGUUCACCCAGUCACAGAACCAAAAGCUACUGUGGUUGAUGUGUUUCUGCCAGGAUCAAGUGAGGUCUGGUAUGACUCUAAGACAUUUGCUCAUUGGGAAGGAGCAUGUACUGUAAAGAUCCCAGUAGCCUUGGACACGAUACCAGUGUUUCAACGAGGUGGAAGUGUGGUACCAAUAAAGACAACUAUAGGAAGAUCCACGGGCUGCAUGACUGAUUCCCCAUAUGGACUCUGGGUGGCCCUAAGCACUAAGGGUUCUGCUGUGGGUGAAUUCUAUCUCGAUGAUGGUCAUUCAUUCCAAUACCUCCACCAGAAGCAAUUCUUGCACAGGAAGUUUUCAUUCGCCUCAGGUGUUUUGAUCAACAGUUGUGCUGACAAGAGGGGUCAUUAUCCCAGCAAGUGUGUGGUGGAGCAGAUCUUGGUCCUAGGCCUCAAGAAGCAGCCAUCUUCUGUGACCAGCCACUCACCUGAUGGUAAAGCUCAGCCUGUGGCUUUUACAUAUUGUGCCAAAACAUCCACCCUGAACCUGGAGAAGUUCUCACUGAACAUUGGUGCUGACUGGAAGGUCCAAAUCCAGUGACAGAGCAGUGCACCUGGUGACAAGUGAUGGGAGCAGCUGCACCUUUCUGCCUUUCCACGGGCCUUUUUUUGCGAUUUGUGCUGCAUGCUAUUGACUCCUCUGGCUCAAAGUCAUCUUUCAUAAGUCACCAGUUUACUAACGAACAAUAGCUUUCAGAUUUUUCAGAUGUUACAUUUUUAGAUGUGCUAAUAAUACUCUUUGUGUCACACACGCCCUCUUCUCCUACAUGCAAGUGGCCCAGAGACAUUUAUAGCGUUCACAGAUCUCGCAUUGCUCCGUGGGCCAUGACCUGUGGUAUGCACUCUGGCCCAGUGGGCAGUUUCUCUUUGAGCACAGCUGGAUGGGUUUGUUUUAUGUGAGAAGUGGGCCAAGCCCACCCACCUUGUGGAAGGUUGUCUCAGUCCAUGUGGCAGAGCCACUUGGGCUCCAGCAGCUGAGCUGCUCAAGGCCUAUCUCCAAGUAGACAGCAGCUUCUGGUGCCUCCCCACCCCAGUUAUCUUUUACCCACUUAGACCUGGACAAGACAACCUUUUCUGCUUAGAGUGUAUUCACUGCAGCAACAGGGAGUUACUCUACCCUAGAGACUGACUCAGGAACACAAAGGGCUCUUUUCCCUGUCAUGUUUUUUGGGGUCCAAAGUUCCAAAUUAAUCUCCUUAAAAUUCUCAUUUCUUUAUAUUAAUUUUUUUAUUAAAUAUUGUCCACUAACCAAAGCUUAUUUAUAAUAUGAGUAAGCUAUAAUUUAAAAUAAUAAAAUAAUUACCCAUGUCCCCACCCUCAAACUUCAGAAAUAGAACACAGGGCCGGGAUGAGGGGGAGGCAAGUAAGGCACUUGCCUGGGGCACAAAAUUUAAGGGGAUGCCCCAAAUCACAGUAAUCAAAAUAAAUAAUAUUUUAAUGCAAUAUUUUUAAAAAUCAAAAUUAACAGCAGGGCUUCCCU
This is a messenger RNA of Aethalodelphis obliquidens (Pacific white-sided dolphin), 4535 nucleotides long. It is a transcript of the gene GANC, whose product is annotated as glucosidase alpha, neutral C. Lineage: Eukaryota; Metazoa; Chordata; Mammalia; Artiodactyla; Delphinidae. Gene Ontology annotation, biological process: carbohydrate metabolic process; N-glycan processing. The record is from RefSeq and is a predicted model, not a curated record. The transcript has 24 exons. Gene Ontology annotation, molecular function: alpha-1,4-glucosidase activity; carbohydrate binding. Bases 849 to 3596 code for a protein of 915 amino acids.